Messenger RNA from Tetrapisispora phaffii CBS 4417, 1077 nucleotides. RefSeq names its product trifunctional uridine nucleosidase/nicotinamide riboside hydrolase/nicotinic acid riboside hydrolase (gene URH1). NCBI's taxonomy places the organism in Eukaryota, Fungi, Ascomycota, Saccharomycetes, Saccharomycetales, Saccharomycetaceae. The transcript has a single exon. Gene Ontology annotation, biological process: purine nucleoside catabolic process. The record is from RefSeq and is a predicted model, not a curated record. Gene Ontology annotation, molecular function: purine nucleosidase activity. The coding region runs from base 1 to 1077 and encodes 358 amino acids. Gene Ontology annotation, cellular component: cytosol.
AUGACAAAAGAAAAAAUACCAAUUUGGUUAGAUUGCGAUCCAGGUCAUGAUGAUGCUAUAGCAAUAUUAUUAAGUUGUUUCCAUCCAGCAUUUAAACUUGUUGGUAUAAGUGCAUGUUAUGGUAAUGCAUCACCAAACAACACUCAUUAUAAUGCUCGUUCAAUAUUAACUGCUAUUGGAAAAGCAAAUGAUAUUCCUGUUUUGAAUGGAGCUCAACAACCUUGGAAAAGAUUACCUAUAUAUGCACCCGAUAUUCAUGGUGAAUCAGGAUUAGAUGGGACUACUUUAUUACCAGUACCAAUAGGGGACAUUAAUAACGAUUCUUACAUAGAUUACAUCGAGGAAAAAAUUGAGGAAAAUGAGGGAGAAUUAUUUAUCUCAACAGGUUCAUUGACAUCUAUUGCUACUGUAUUGAAAGAAAAGCCUCACUUGAAAAAAAAGUUGAAAUAUCUUGCAAUAAUGGGUGGUGGUCUUUCGGUUGGUAAUAUUAAUGAAAAUAAAUCAGCAGAGUUUAAUAUAUGGGUUGAUCCAGAUUCAGCAAACUUUUUAUUUACAGAUGAAGUUAUAAAAAAUAAAUGUAUAGUAACCCCCUUAGACCUAACUCACAAGGCUAUAGCCACUCAAGAGGUAAUGGAAAAUAUUCUGGGUACAUCGGGUUCCAACUUAAGAAGACUAUUUUACGAAUUAUUUUUGUAUUUUGGUAACUCAUAUAAAAAUGCACAAGGUUUUGAGACAGGACCACCAAUACAUGAUCCAUUAGCUUUGAUACCAUUGCUCGUACUUUAUGGAUGGGAACCUGAUAUGGUAAUACAAUACGUCUACAAGAGGGUUGAUCUCAAGGUAAUAGUGGAUGAAAACGAUGCAGAUAUAGGUAAAUUGGUUAUUUUGAAGGAAUAUGACGCCAAUGACUCUCACGGUACAGUAGUUGGCAUAGAUCUUAAUUACAAAUAUUUUUGGACCCAAGUUUAUUUGGGUAUUGCAGAAGCAGAAAAAUUAUCUACAAUAGAAUUGAUUGCGAAGGAUGUAGUUAGAAAAGAAUUAAUGCAAGAAGAAUUAAGUAAUGACGACAUAGUGUGA